Closterium sp. Naga37s-1 is the source of this 444-nucleotide messenger RNA. NCBI's taxonomy places the organism in Eukaryota, Viridiplantae, Streptophyta, Zygnematophyceae, Desmidiales, Closteriaceae. The record is from the annotation of a GenBank genome assembly.
AUGUCCUAUUUUUUCCACUUUCCUCGUAAGGAAUGUGUGCGCAUGGGAGAGAGCACGCAGGCGCAUAGCGCGCUAGCGACUAACGGGCUGGCGCCAAACGCGCUGGUGCUUGCUGCGCUGGCGCCUAGAGUGCUGGCGCCUAGCGUGCUGGCGCCUAAUGCGCAGGCGCCUAGAGCGCUGGCGCCUAACGCGCUGGCGCUUGCUGCGCUGGCGCCUAACGCGUUGGCGCUUGCUGCGCUGGCGCCUAACGCGCUGGCGAUUGCUGCGCUGGCGCCUAACGCGCUGGCGCCAAACGCGCUGGCGCCAAACGCGCUGGCGCCUAGCGCGCUGGCGCCUAGCACGCAGGCGCCUAGAGCGCUGGCGCCUAACGCGCUAGCUCCUAGCGCGCUGGCGCUUGCUGCGCUGGCGCCUAACGCAAUGGCGCCAAACCGCACUGGCGCAUAG